AGUUUUUUGCGGGUUCUCGAAUCAGCACUUCGAUCAUGGCCGCCGUAGACGUGGAAGACGAGAGCAUCCUGGCGUCGAUCUUCAAAGACAGCUUUCCCGAGAACUGGAGAGAGAAGCCGGAUUUCGCAGCGUAUCUGUCGCAGCUGAGCUCCUGCGGCGUGGACGAGCUGAACCGGGAGCCGGAGCGUCUGGCCGAGGAGCGGGCGCAGAUCCUGCAGCAGACCCGGGAGCUGGCCUUCACCAACUACAAGACGUUCAUCAGGACCGCGGACUGCACACAGCACAUCUACACCGACUUCAGCACGGUGGAGAACUGCCUCUCCAAACUACUGCACAAACUCCCCGGCUUCACUGAGAGAUGCAGAGGUUUCAUAAAGGAGGCAGAGGAGAUCAGCGUCAGCAGGAGAAUGAACAGCCUGACACUGAAUCGUCACACUGAGAUCUUGGAGAUUCUGGAGAUCCCUCAGCUGAUGGACACGUGUGUGCGUAACGGAUACUACGAGGAGGCGCUGGAGCUCGCCGCUUAUGUGAAGAGACUGGAGAAAAAACAUUCAUCGCUUCCUGUCAUUCAGGGAAUUGUGCACGAGGUUCGACUGUCUGCUCAGCUCAUGCUGAACCAACUCCUUCAACAACUGCGCAGUAACACACAGCUUCCGGUUUGCCUGCGCGUGAUCGGAUACCUGCGCAGAAUGGAUGUUUUCACCGAAGCCGAGCUGCGCGUCAAGUUCCUGCAGGCCCGCGGAAGCUGGCUGCGAUCCAUUCUCGCGGCCAUCCCGGACGAAGACCCGUACUUCCACAUCACCAAGACCAUCGAAACCUGCCGCGUGCAUCUCUUCGACAUCAUCACCCAGUACCGCGCCAUAUUCUCAGACGAGGACCCCUUGCUGCCUCUCGGGGGUCAGGCGCUGAACGAGAGCGCCAUCUUUCACGGAUGGGUGGUGCAGCAGGCGGCGCACUUCUUGGAGACCCUCGAUCGGGACCUCCAGCGCGGGGUUGGAAGCCGUCUGGACUCUCUGCUGGGCCAGUGCAUGUACUUCGGGCUUUCCUUUAGCCGGGUCGGGGCCGAUUUCCGCGGACAGCUCGCUCCUAUAUUUCAGCAGGUUGCCAUGGAGACGUUCCGGAAGGCCGUUCAGGAAGCAGUGGACAAGUUCCAAGAGGAUAUGAACUUGUACACGCUCAUUUCUCUGCCGUCGAUACUCGGAAGCGCUAUUCCUCCGGCGGUCCCGAGCACCCAGCCGGGCACACUGCAGCCCCCCAUGGCCCUGCUGGAUUUCCCUCCUCUAGCCUGCUUCCUCAAUAACGUCCUGACGGCCUUCAACGACUUACGGCUGUGCUGCCCGAUCGGUCUCGCACAGGAAGUUAGCAGAUCUGUUGAGGAAGCCCUUAUUAAGGUGACCAAGCUGAUCCUGGUUUUCCAUCGAGCUGAGGAAUCUGCCUUCAGCAGUCGUGAACGAGAGUUAUUCGUUCAGUUCUGCAGCGCAUUUGCUGAAGACAUGGUGCCUUUCUUGAACCGAUGUUUACAAGUUCUCUUUCCUCCAGCCCAGCUCGCGCUCAUACUGGGCGUCCCGCCAACCCAGGUUUAUAAAUACGGCAGUCUCGGCUGCAUCAACGUGAACUCGGUUCUGGAGCCGCUGGAGUUUGUUCUGCCACAGAAGGAGCCCGUGACCUCUGUCCUGGAUCUCUGCACUGAUCUGAGCAGCCUGACCACAGCUGAAUCUGAUCCUUCCGCCACAUUCGAACCCUUAACGCCUCAAGAAAAACCUGUACUACCCGAACGAGAGCCUGUGUCAGCAUCUGAUCCUCGUCUGUCUCAAAAAGAGGACUUAUCUUCUGAAGCAGUCAGCACUGAGCAAAACAACCCGAUCCUUGAGCCUCAAUUGAACUUUGAUCUACAAAACUCGACAGGACCAGAUGAUUUGUCCACAACAGAUAAUAAUGUUGAGAUGAAAUAAAAAAACACUACAUUCGGUGUAUUUUAGGGGUCCUAAAAAUAUGCAAAAUUUUUCCAAGGCUUGAUUGCAUUUUUAUUUGGUGAAGGUAAUAGUGUAAAUACGGUGUCAUGAAAUAUGGUAUAAUAUAUUUAAAAUGUGAAAAAAAAAAAUUCAUACGCUCACUGUUUAUGACAGAGGUCCCAAAAAGCAUUUGGACACUUAAAAUAUCUGAAUACCUUUGCAUUAAAUAAUAAAUGCCACUUAUUUUAUUUAAAAAGAGAUGCACUUUCAGACAAAACAUUAGAUGAUACGAUUAGAAUGAAGACAAAAUAAAAAUUCUGUUUAAGAAUAAUUUUUAUUUUUGGGUGAAUUGUUUUUUUAAGUUUAACUUAUGUGUUCUUAAACAUUUAUCUGUAUGUUCUUGUAAUUAGACAAUGUAUUGCAUUUGUUGUAUGUUUUUCAUUUGCUCAUUUUUUCCAGGGUGUUUCGGGUUGGGGAAAGGUUUAAUAAAAAAAAAAAAAAAAAACAUCAACUGAUGAUUAGGCUGCUUGUUUCUGAAAUUCCCCAUAAAACCUGCAUGGAAUACCAGACUGCCUUUGCAAAGUUUGAUUUUAUCUAGAUCACAAAAUCAAGUUAAAUGUCAGAAAUUUGCACAAAAAUAACAUUUCCGUAUCACAACUUGGUACAAGAGUAGAAUAUGGAAAAUACUUUGCAAUAUACAGUUAAACUUGAUGUCAAGGGAAAAAUGAAGCAGAUUAUUCAAUAAAAUUAUCAUAAACAUUUUAA
Molecule: messenger RNA, 2717 nt
Organism: Puntigrus tetrazona (Sumatra barb)
Lineage: Eukaryota; Metazoa; Chordata; Actinopteri; Cypriniformes; Cyprinidae
Gene: cog8
Product: component of oligomeric golgi complex 8
Exons: 5
Coding region: 36-1952 (638 amino acids)
Biological process (GO): intra-Golgi vesicle-mediated transport
Cellular component (GO): COG complex
Source: RefSeq, a predicted model, not a curated record